This is a messenger RNA of Astrephomene gubernaculifera, 2147 nucleotides long. Lineage: Eukaryota; Viridiplantae; Chlorophyta; Chlorophyceae; Chlamydomonadales; Astrephomenaceae. The record is from the annotation of a GenBank genome assembly.
UGCAUCUAUAGCCUAUACUGCAUUAGCUGACUUGGCAAGGCUUAAGACCCUAACUGCGAAACACUUAUCGGCGAGCAAGCCCCGACCUUAUUUUAAAGUAUCACAAUGGACGAGGAACCCCCAUUUAACCUUGCGCUUAACGUCUAUAAGGGGCCUGCGUCAAUUCCGCACGCAAGCGCGGAGGUCUUCGGCGCAUUCUUCCUGGCGACGAAUACGGUUCUGCUUGCGCAUAUGUUCCCUGGCAAGCUCUUCGGCAGCGAACUACACGUCCGUAAAUGGGACCCGGACUACAUCGCCUCCUGCUGUAACGAGCAGGGCAUGCGGCGAGAGGCGCUGCAGGGCAAGAAGCCCCACAUGUGGCUGCUGGGUGGCGGCCCCCGCAUGGUGAACGACAGCUGGGAGCGCAUGUGGUGGGACAACCUGCACUGGAAGCGGUGGAAGAUCCCGCGCACGGGACCCGCCUUCGCGCAGGACAUGUACUGGCAGUAAGAGGGAGGGGGGGAGGGGGAGGGCGAGGAAGAGGGAGGGGGCGAGGGCGAGGGCGAGGCAGCAGCAGCGGGUACCUGCUGGCAGCGGGAGGAAGCGGGAGGAAGGGCCGCAGCUGCCGGUUGGUGAGGUGCGGCAUCGGAAAAGCUGUGUGUGGUGUGAGAGAAGAGGGCAGGCGGCCCCGGGGAGGGGGGCUGGGGCGGGCGGGCGGGGGAGGGAGGGAGACGGAGGAGGUGCUCCAGGGAGGAAAGGAGGAAUGUAGGAACAGGAGGGAGCAGGAGGGCGAAGUGCUCCUCGGAAUCACUCGGGGGAGGGGGUGUGGGGUGCUAGCGACUGGCUCGUGUUGCAAGAGGAAAGGGGCGGCGACUGGCGCAGGCAGGGUGUUGCCCUUCCGCGUUGCCCGUCACAUGAUGGGUGCAGGCAGUGGUGCCAGCGGUGUCGUGCCAGUGGUGGGUGUCUUUCUUCCGCUUUGGCGUACUACGUAGUGUCGCGGCGGCGCUAGGGAAUUGAUCGCAUCUUCGCAUGCCUUGCAGUCGUUUGCAUUUAUUAUAUAAUUUCCCCCCUCGGACGUCAGCCCCUCGGCUUGCUGCCUUGUUUGCUGUCUUGCGGCUGCUGACGUGUCCACCCUGUAGUGAGGGAGGCGGGUGUUGCGGGUGGGAGUGCAGAUUGGGAGUGCUGCUGAGCCGAAAGCGGACGGGUGCUUGGCGGCGUGCAUGCGGCGGUGUGUGUGCUGCAGCGACUGCCGGCAUGCGGCGGUGUGUGUGAGGCUGCUGCGUGGGGGCCUCCAGCGCCCUCGUGUGGGACCGCACGUGGGGUGGCGUAUGGUGGCGUGGGGCGGCGUGCACGAGGUAGUGGUUGGGUUCCCCCUUUCGUUCGGACACACCGCUACCUGAAUGUGACGUGCAUUGCAGCCGCAUGCAAUGCGCCGCUACGCAUAGCCGUCGCGGACUCUACGGACCGAGCUGCGACCAGUCCGACCCAUGGGUCACUAGGCCACCUGCACGCCACCCGCCACCAGGGAGGGCUCUCCUCACGGAUCGGGACUCGUUGAUGAUUGGGUGGAUUUGGAUUCUAGGGAAUGUGGUAACCUGAAUGGUUGAAGAGGGCUAUCGAUUACAGACGCGUUGCAAUGUGCUUUUUGGGCCCCCAUCCUGAAGAUGGGAGACGCGUGUGGGCGGUCCUGCCGGGGUGCGGGAGCGCGGAGGGGGGUGUGACGUGUGCUUGGAGUUGUGGGAUGGUGUGGCGGGGUGCAGGCAUUGGGCCUUUUUGGGGGUUGCAUGCAUCUCGCACGCAACACCGCACGCUGGGGGUUGUGUCGUUCAGUUAGGAGGGGGCGCUAAUGGGUGGAACUGAUGGGAAGGAAGGAAGCAUCUAGGCCAUCUUGAGAGAGGGUUAACAGCGGGUUUGAAACGGGAGCAAGAUGUUUGGUAUCGUGGUAUGCCCUUCUGACAGCGUGUGUGUGUGUGGGGGGGGGUGUAUGGCGGCGCGCGCUGUCGUACAGCACACGUGUGUGUAAUCAACAACCCAGUACGACCCCAUUGGAUGUUGAUCUCAUAUCCGAUGUCCAAAGUGCCGCUGCCGUGGGUUGGCAUCUCAUCGCGCGUCCCCGUUCAUCAAUUCCUUGGCCUUGGAGUGUGUGGAUCGAGAUCCCCAGGUGUGUC